AUGAGGCCCCAGCUAUACUACUCUGCGAGCCAGGAGGCCGUCCCUCCACCACUCAACAACUUCUUGAGCCCCGAGUUUGCGCCAGCCCUCACUGUGAUGGAGCAGUUCGAAGCGGACCUUUUGCGCAUGGACGAAGAGCACCUCCAGCAUCGCGAGCGAGCUGUACCCGAAGUCCCCUCACCAUCCCCAUUCCCUGACGAUGGACUCUCAAGCGACUCCACUCUAUUCGGCAGAGUGAGGACAUUGUACCGACGGUUCUCCAGUUUCUCUCAACGCAGCAGCAGCCGUGCGAGCGAUGCCAGUCUCUGA
Molecule: messenger RNA, 309 nt
Organism: Alternaria infectoria
Lineage: Eukaryota; Fungi; Ascomycota; Dothideomycetes; Pleosporales; Pleosporaceae
Exons: 1
Coding region: 1-309 (102 amino acids)
Source: RefSeq, a predicted model, not a curated record